GUCGCACCACGUGACUCCCCAUCUGCGGGGGGGAGGGAAAAAAAAAUAAAUUCCAAGAUGGCGGGUCCCGUCGCGGGCUGAGUCCGUCGGUGGCGCGCUCCGCGCCGGGGGGAGCCCAUCGCCGCGCCGCUUCCCCGCCUCGCCCUCCGCACAGGUUCCCAUUUUAAAAACCAUUAGAAGAUAUUCUGCCACCCUCUUGGAUUACUUCCCAUACAACUCAGCAUGUCACUGUGCCCUGGAUUUUAUAAGGUGGCCAUGAUUUAAUCCCCACUUCCAACUCCUAUGUAUUGGUGAAGCUUUGGAGCUCUUUUGAGCUGCUGCGGCUCCGUGGAAUCUGAUCUCGCAUCCCUUCUCCCAAGGACUAGACACUACCAGCAAUGAGCUCCCAAAGCCACCCAGAUGGGCUUUCUGGCAGAGACCAGCCAGUGGAGCUGCUGAAUCCACCUCGAGUGAACCACAUGCCCAGCUCUGUUGAUGUGACCACAGCGCUGCCCUUGCAAGUUGCCCCGACGUCAGUGCCGAUGGAUCUGCGCCUGGACCACCAGUUCUCCAUGCCGGUGACGGAGCCGACGCUGCGGGAGCAGCAGCUGCAGCAGGAGCUGCUGGCGCUGAAGCAGAAGCAGCAGAUCCAGAGGCAGAUCCUGAUCGCGGAGUUCCAGCGGCAGCACGAGCAGCUCUCCCGGCAGCACGAGGCCCAGCUGCACGAGCACAUCAAACAGCAGCAGGAGAUGUUGGCCAUGAAGCACCAGCAGGAGCUGUUGGAGCACCAGAGGAAGCUGGAGCAGCACCGGCAGGAGCAGGAGCUGGAGAAGCAGCACCGGGAGCAGAAACUUCAGCAGCUGAAGAACAAGGAGAAAGGAAAAGAGAGUGCAGUGGCAAGCACAGAAGUGAAGAUGAAGUUGCAGGAGUUUGUGUUAAACAAGAAGAAGGCCCUGGCCCACCGGAAUCUCAACCACUGCAUCUCCAGUGACCCUCGCUUCUGGUACGGGAAGACCCAGCACAGCUCUCUGGACCAGAGUUCCCCUCCCCAGAGCGGCGUGUCCGGCACCUACAACCACCCUGUCCUGGGGAUGUACGACUCCAAAGACGACUUCCCGCUCCGCAAGACAGCCUCUGAGCCCAACCUGAAGCUGAGAUCCAGGCUAAAGCAGAAGGUGGCUGAGAGGAGGAGCAGCCCCCUCCUGCGCAGGAAGGACGGGCCGGUGGUGACGGCGCUGAAGAAGCGCCCGCUGGACGUCACAGACUCUGCAUGCAACAGUGCUCCUGGAUCUGGUCCCAGCUCUCCAAACAACAGCUCCAACAACAUCAGCACCGAGAACGGGAUUGCGGGAUCGGUCACGAGUAUCCCGGCAGAGCCCAGCCUGGCCCACAGGCUCGUGAACCGCGAGGGCUCCGUGACGCAGCUCCCGCUCUACACCUCUCCUUCCCUGCCCAACAUCACGCUAGGCCUGCCUGCCACCGGCCCUUCCAGCGCGGGCUCGGCGCAGCAGGACGCGGAGAGGCUCGCCAUCCCAGCCCUGCAGCAGCGCAUCUCCCUUUUCCCUGGAACUCACCUCACCCCCUACCUGAGCACUACAACGUUGGAAAGGGACGGGGGAACCGCACAUAACCCUCUCCUGCAACACAUGGUCUUACUGGAACAGCCAACUGCACAAACUCCCCUAGUCACAGACUGGUAUCUUUCAGGACUGCCCCUCCACGCACAGCCCCUGGUUGGAGGCGAGCGGGUCUCCCCUUCCAUCCACAAGCUGCGGCAGCACCGCCCGCUGGGGCGCACCCAGUCCGCGCCCCUGCCCCAGAACGCCCAGGCCCUGCAGCAGUUGGUGAUCCAGCAGCAGCACCAGCAGUUCUUGGAGAAACACAAACAGCAAUUCCAGCAGCAGCAGCUGCACAUCAACAAGAUCAUAUCCAAGCCCACCGAGCCCGCUCGGCAGCACGAGAGCCACCCCGAGGAGACGGAGGAGGAGCUGCGGGAGCACCAGGCCCUGCUGGAGGAGCCCUACGGGGACCGGCCCGCGGGCCAGAAGGAGGCCCCGGCGCUGGCCAGCGUGGUGCAGGUGAAGCAGGAACCCAUCGAGAGCGACGAGGAGGAGGCAGAGCCCCAGCAGGAGCUGGAGCCCGGGCAGAGGCAGGCGGAGCAGGAGCUGCUCUUCCGUCAGCAAGCCCUUCUCCUGGAGCAGCAGCGGAUCCACCAGCUGAGGAACUACCAGGCGUCGCUGGAGGCAGCUGGAAUGCCCGUGUCCUUCGGGGGACACCGGCCCCUGUCCCGGGCACAGUCCUCUCCAGCCUCAGCCACCUUCCCAAUGUCCGUGCAGGAGCCCCCCACUAAGCCAAGGUUCACUACAGGCCUUGUGUAUGACACCUUGAUGCUGAAGCACCAGUGUACCUGUGGAAACACCAACAGCCACCCCGAGCACGCGGGCAGGAUCCAGAGCAUCUGGUCCAGGCUGCAGGAGACGGGGCUGCGGGGCAAGUGUGAGUGCAUCCGUGGAAGGAAAGCGACUCUGGAAGAGCUGCAGACGGUUCACUCGGAAGCCCACACGCUGCUCUACGGCACAAACCCUCUGAACAGGCAGAAACUGGACAGCAAGAAGCUUCUAGGUUCUCUAACGUCGAUGUUUGUCAGGCUGCCUUGCGGUGGUGUCGGGGUCGACAGUGACACCAUUUGGAACGAAGUGCACUCGUCGGGGGCCGCCCGCCUGGCCGUGGGCUGUGUCAUCGAGCUGGUCUUCAAAGUGGCCACAGGAGAGCUCAAGAAUGGAUUUGCCGUUGUGCGGCCCCCAGGGCACCACGCCGAGGAGAGCACCCCCAUGGGUUUCUGCUAUUUUAACUCCGUGGCAAUCGCAGCGAAGCUGCUCCAGCAAAGGCUCAACGUGAGCAAAAUCCUCAUAGUGGACUGGGAUGUCCACCACGGGAAUGGAACUCAGCAGGCCUUCUACAACGAUCCCAAUGUCCUUUACAUCUCCCUCCAUCGCUACGAUGAUGGCAAUUUCUUCCCAGGCAGCGGUGCUCCCGACGAGGUUGGCACAGGAGCAGGAGUUGGUUUCAACGUUAACAUGGCAUUUACUGGUGGCCUGGAUCCACCCAUGGGAGACACAGAAUAUUUAACUGCUUUCAGGACCGUGGUCAUGCCCAUUGCCAACGAGUUUGCCCCGGAUGUGGUGCUGGUGUCGUCCGGUUUCGAUGCGGUGGAAGGACAUCCCACCCCCCUGGGAGGGUAUAACCUGUCAGCAAAAUGCUUCGGGUACCUGACGAAGCAGCUGAUGGGCCUGGCCGGGGGCCGGGUGGUCCUGGCCCUGGAGGGCGGCCACGACCUGACCGCGAUCUGCGACGCGUCCGAGGCCUGCGUGGCUGCUCUGCUGGGGAACGAGCUUGACCCUCUUCCAGAGAAGGUUUUCCAGCAGAGAGCAAACGCUAACGCCGUGCAUUCCAUGGAGAAGGUCAUCGAGAUCCACAGCAAGUACUGGCACUCCCUGCAGCGCUUCGCCUCCACGGUGGGAUACUCCCUGGUGGAGGCACAGAAGUGCGAGAACGAGGAGGCGGAGACGGUGACGGCCAUGGCGUCGCUGUCGGUGGGCGUGAAGCCGGCGGAGAAGAGACCUGAGGACGAACCCAUGGAAGAGGAACCUCCCCUGUAGCAUUAACCUUCGAGCUGGAGUUCUCCUGUCUGUUCGUCUUCGUCUUGAAGCUCUGCCAAGAAGCUUUCUCUUGUUACUCCUGCGUCCUGCCACGGUUGAUUCCAGAACACGGGAAGGACAGCCAGGUGUAAAGCAAAGCAACCGACAACAAAACCGGAAUCUCUGCCUAUCUUUGAGUCUCUAUUUGCCGAAAAAUGCUGGUGAAGAGCAGCAAAGGACCGACAACGUUGGGUGCUCUUCCUCUGGUCCUCACUGGGAGCGCAACGAGGAACGACGCCCGGGAAGUCUUUGGCAGAGUUGCCAAAAAAAAAAUAAAAACACACACACAAAAAAAUAUAAAGGAAUCAAAGCUUCAACAACAAACACACGCGAAAAUAAAACAAACCUUAACGUAAAAACUGGUGCUUACAACUGAGCAAUCUCCGCUUGAACCACUCGGCCCAUCGUGUAGUUUCAUUUCUUGGAUAUUUUGGAAUGGCUCUUGCCUGCCUGGGAGUCAGCGACAGCUCCUGUCGGAACGGGAACUCUGGGAGAUGGUGUAUUUUUACCGGGGAGGGACAGGGAAUGAGGGACUCAUCUGACAUCUAAAGGAAAGGGAAGGAGAAAGGGGGAAACGUUGAGCCCAGAUGGAGUCGGCUUUAUGGUCUCCAAAGCCAUCUGAAGAUGAGUUUGUGCCUUUUUUUUUAAUUGAUGGAUUUGGUGCAGCUGGAUUUUCUGAAGUUUGAGGAACAAUGCCUUAAGUAAAAAAAAAAACAAAAACAAACAAAAAAAAUUAAUAAUAAUAAACCACAAAGAACACAGCAGUUCCUGAAUAUUUUUCCUCUGGUUGGGAAAGCCAAGAACUGCCAUCAGGAAGGAAGACUUUUUGGCUUGUGCUGGCAUGGUGGUGGGAAGCAGGCAUCAGCUGAACGGAGCGUCUCCAAAAACUCUCGACAAGUUUGGAUUUGUUUUGUUUUCUUUCAUUGCUGUUUCAAAAAAAAAAAAAAAAAAAAAGAAAAAAAAACCCAAAAGGAAAAAAAAAGAAAAAAGGAAAAAAAAAUAAGGUAGUUGCCAAAAAAGUGGCAAAUACUGUUGGGUCUUUGAAAUUCAACCAUUUUUAACAACAAAUUUUCCAAUGUUUUCUCUCUCUUCUGGUAAUUGAACUUAUCGAUUUGGUUGUCGAAGCAUGUAUUAGACACAACUGCAGGUUUUAAGACUGGAAUGCUUUUUAUUAAAAGCAACUAGCAUGAGAUAUUGCUUAAAUUGUUAGGUAUAAAUAUAUAUAUGUGUAUAAUGUAUAGUCCAAAUGUAUUCCAAGCUUAGAAACCGGAUUCCUAUGAAUUAUUGAGAAAAGUAUUUAUGAUGCAUUUCUAGGAACAAAGAAAAAAAAAAAAGAAAUAUAUGUAAUAAAUGCAUACUCUAACAGUAGCCAUUGGAAGCUCCCUAGGGAGAGAUUUGGGAAUUGGAACGUCCAAGGUGCUUUUGGAAAAGGAUCCAGGUUGAAACAUGAGGACUUUCAGGUGACAGGUUGGGAAGUUUUUCAGAAAGCCAACACUUGAGCCACUGGGCAACUACCCUAAACAUUUGUAUUUUAAUUUAAGGUUUUUAGUUGUGAUCCUUUUCUAACAAAGACAAGAAAAACAAAGAGUUUUUUAUAGCGAA
Molecule: messenger RNA, 5279 nt
Organism: Myiozetetes cayanensis
Lineage: Eukaryota; Metazoa; Chordata; Aves; Passeriformes; Tyrannidae
Gene: HDAC4
Product: histone deacetylase 4
Exons: 27
Coding region: 378-3638 (1086 amino acids)
Biological process (GO): negative regulation of transcription by RNA polymerase II; chromatin organization
Cellular component (GO): histone deacetylase complex
Molecular function (GO): histone deacetylase activity
Source: RefSeq, a predicted model, not a curated record